Messenger RNA from Dryobates pubescens (Downy woodpecker), 413 nucleotides. RefSeq names its product ribosomal protein S29 (gene RPS29). The transcript is spliced from 2 exons. The record is from RefSeq and is a predicted model, not a curated record. The coding region runs from base 70 to 318 and encodes 82 amino acids. Gene Ontology annotation, cellular component: cytosolic small ribosomal subunit; ribosome. NCBI's taxonomy places the organism in Eukaryota, Metazoa, Chordata, Aves, Piciformes, Picidae. Gene Ontology annotation, molecular function: RNA binding; structural constituent of ribosome; zinc ion binding. Gene Ontology annotation, biological process: translation.
GAAGCUGCCUUGAUUAGCGCAUGCGCCGGGCGCCAUCUUCCUCUCGCAGCCCCGCGCGUAGCAGGCAGCAUGGGCCACCAGCAGCUCUACUGGAGUCACCCCCGGAAAUUCGGCCAGGGCUCUCGCUCAUGCCGCGUGUGCUCCAACCGACACGGCCUCAUCCGCAAAUACGGCCUCAACAUGUGUCGGCAAUGUUUCCGUCAGUACGCCAAGGAUAUAGGCUUCAUUAAGGUGAGUGCCAGCACCGGGGCUGUCUGGGAGGGGCGGGUGCGCCGCUCCCCGCUGACUUCUUUACUCUCUUUCUUGCAGCUGGACUAAGCGCCGAGAGGAUGAGGCUGUCGCCGGAAGCUGUUGGGGCCUCCCUGGCACAUCUGCACAUCUUGGCAUAGUUCUAAUUAAUAAAUGAUCUCCUU